CAAAGAAUACGAUGACAGGGUGAAUUGUAAUGGUGUACACUGCUGCAGAGUCAUGCAGUCCACCUUAUCUCAUAUUUCCUUUUCCUUUCCACGUCCUUCCACAAUUGGUAGCGUGAAAAUAACAUCACGUGCACUCUUAACUGUACCACCUCAGGUACGAGCAUUGUCCGUGGCAUCAAUUGCAGCUUCAAGCUUCAGAGGUCAGGAUCACUGCAUCUGAAAAUUCAGGCCUCUUACAACUGUGUUCUAGCUGUUCAUUGGGAUAACGACAAUGGGUUUUACCAUUAUACCGGUGGCCGAUGGCUGUUCAACGAGGCAGAGCAGUUCGCUGACAGACGCAUUAACUUCAACAUGGCAGAGUUGGUCAGAGUUGCAACUGCAAGUCUAGGUUGUGGCCCAGAUUCAUGCAUUAGUGUCGAAAAGCUUCCGGAAGGUAACUAUAAUAAAGUAUUUCUCAUCAAGCUACAUGAUGGGCGACAAGUCGUUGCCAAAGUUCCUAAUCCCAAUGCUGGCCUGCCAUUUUAUACCACGGCCAGUGAGGCUGCGACGAUGGAAUUUGUAAGGACUGUUGCUGGAAUCCCAUCGCCUAAGAUUUAUGCUUGGAAUGCUCGUGCCGCAGAGAGUCCUGUCGGCGCCGAGUAUAUCAUUAUGGAGAAAGCUGAUGGAGUUUUGCUUAGCUCCAAAUGGCCUUUGAUGAGCACAAAAGAGAAGCACCAGUUGACACAGAGUAUCAUUGCAUUCGAGCGGAGCCUGCUUGCACAUAAAUUUGAAAAUAUUGGAAGCAUUUAUUAUGAAAGAGACCUCGUCGACUCACAGGAUAAGUUCCCCGCAACUGCUUACUCUGGAUUCGUGGUCGGUCCCACUACCGACAGAAAAUUUCUCGAAGACGGACGAAGGAAAGUCAAAACAGACAAAGGACCAUGGAAUACUGCGAAAGAGUACAUCCUCUCAUCGGCCAGGCGCGAGAGAGCAUGCAUUCAGCAAUCUAUCAAAUUCCCAAAGCCAGAAGGAAUAUUCGGUGGACCGAGAUCCUACACGCCAACGGCCGCUGCAAAGCUUGCGGUGUUGGACGAUUUUGAAAAGGUCGCUUCAUAUCUCCUUCCCAAGGACUCCGCUGUCCACAUUCCUGUCCUAUGGCAUCCCGACCUGCACUACGACAAUAUAUUUGUCGACUCUGCGAAUCCGGCAAAAGUCCUUUCCAUCAUCGACUGGCAGUCUGUACAUGUAGCACCACUCUUCCAGCAAGCCAGUACCCCGGCAUUCUUGGAGUAUCAUGGUCCAAAGCCGCCAGAGGGCAUAUCGGCACCAACCUUACCAGACAAUUUCAACGACCUGAGCCCCGUCGGAAAAGAACAAGCCGAAAUCUUACUUGCGCAACAGUCUCUAUACAAAUUAUACGAAAUCCAAUCUGCCCGACAAAAUCCGCUUGUUUUCAAGGCACUACGCUACGCCAACACGCUUGGAAGCCAAAUCAUUUCUCUCGUUUCUCAGGUUUUCAAUGAUGGCGAACCGAUUAUCAAAGGCCAGCUGAUCCAACUAGCGCAUGAAUGGGACCAGGUCGUCGGCAAGGACGGACCGCCUUGCCCGCUUAGGUUCACGCCGGCAGAUAUUGCUGCGCAAGAUGCAGACCAGCAAAAGUGGGAAGAAGGCGUACAGCUCAUGGAGGAUGUCAUUGACGCCCUUGGCGGUGCAGAAAACGGUUGGCAGGGCUGGGUGAGCCAUGAGGAGUAUGAUCAGUUGAAGAAAAAGUUGGAAAUUGUGAGAAAACAAUUCGUGGAGCACAUGGCGCAGAAUGAGGAAGAGCGUGAGGUUUGGGAUAGAGUAUGGCCUUUUCAGGAUACAUAGUUUAGAACGGGGCCCCGAAGUAUUGAGAGAGCGACGGGCAUCAUAGACGUAUAAGACACGGCUUGCAAAUCGAUUCCGUCCCCGCCUUGCAAAGGACAAUGUGAGCUAAAGAGCAGGACAGAAACAAGA
Messenger RNA from Xylona heveae TC161, 1974 nucleotides. RefSeq names its product phosphotransferase enzyme family protein. The record is from RefSeq and is a predicted model, not a curated record. NCBI's taxonomy places the organism in Eukaryota, Fungi, Ascomycota, Xylonomycetes, Xylonales, Xylonaceae. The coding region runs from base 352 to 1845 and encodes 497 amino acids. Gene Ontology annotation, cellular component: mitochondrion. The transcript has 3 exons.